AGUUUAACAUUGACAUUGGUUCAGACAUUGCAAAAAUAAAAUCAAACUAUAUAUUGGAUCCUUUAAAAAUCAAACAUAACAAAGAAAAUUUUAUAAAAAUUAAAAAAAUUUUGUUUUAUGUAAAUUAAAAAAAUAAUUAAUAAAAAAAAAAUUAACAAUUGUAUUUGUAGUGAACCAAUAAAAUUUUGGGAAAAAAUUUAUUAAAAAAAAAAAAUUUUGUUUAAAACUCUAAAAAUAUUUUAAUUUAAAAAAAGUGUUAAAUUAAAACUAAAAAAAAAAUGUCGAAUUUAGCAUUUUUAUGUCUGGCAACUCUGUGCUGCAGCAUGUUGUUCUUUUCAAAUACUAAAGCGGCCUCAACAUUUCCCGCCGAUAUACCCCGUUGUCAUACGGGUGAUACCGAUUGUGUGGUGCGUACCUCUGUAAAUUUAAUACGAAAACAUGCACGCACAGGUUAUCCCUCAGCAGCAUUUCCACCCAUUGAACCAUUCCAUUUGAAAGAACUCGAUAUAUCAGAUGGUCAUGGUGGUUCGUUAAAUUUAAAAUUAAAUUUCCGCGAUGUUGAUGUUGCGGGUCUGUCUGGUGUGAAUUUCGAUCGUGCUGUUGGUUUUGGAGCGGAUCCUGCUACUUCCAAAUUUGAAAUGUAUGGCAUUUUACCAAAGAUCACUAUACGCGGCAAAUACACUGCCGAUGGACGCAUUUUAAUUUUACCCAUACGCGGUGAUGGUAAUGCCGAUAUUACACUAGAAAACUCCAAAUUCUCGGUUAAAUUCAAGCCCUCCUUACAUCCCAAAAAUGGCAAAACUUUCUUAAUGGUUGACAAAUUGAAGGUCUUGAUUGAACCACAAAAAAUGAUCAUUCAAUUGACCAACUUAUUUAAUGGUGAUCAAGCCUUGGGUGCUCAUAUGAAUCAAUUCUUAAAUGAAAAUUGGUUUGAUGUCUGGACCGAAUUGCAACCCUCUAUACAUGUGGCCAUUGCUGACGUUAUGAAGAGCAUAUUAACGCCCAUUUUUAAGAAAUUCCCCUAUGAAGACAUGUAUGAAAAUUAAAUUUAUUCAUUUUAGUUUAUGUAAGGAACAAAAAACUGUGAAUUUUUUAUUUUUUUUUUUUUAUAUAAGUUAACAUUUGUGUGGUUUAGUAUUAGUUUUAAACAACAAUGAUUUUCAUUAUUAUUAAUAAUGUAUUUUUAUUAGCCGUUACGUUUAGUUUAAGAGACAAUUUAUAAUUUCCGUAUUUGCAAAAAAAAAAUGUUUGCUAAAAUUCAAAAUAUCAAAAAAAUACGGAAAUUUUGUCUAAACUCAUUUAUAAAUAACUCAUAAUUAUCAUACAACAAUUAUAUAAUUAUAAUAUUAGUUUUUUUUACACAUUAAUAUUAAAAACCAUUUGUUGAAUAAAAUAUUU
Lucilia sericata (common green bottle fly) is the source of this 1398-nucleotide messenger RNA. Its product is annotated as protein takeout-like. The record is from RefSeq and is a predicted model, not a curated record. NCBI's taxonomy places the organism in Eukaryota, Metazoa, Arthropoda, Insecta, Diptera, Calliphoridae. The transcript is spliced from 4 exons. Bases 279 to 1046 code for a protein of 255 amino acids.